UAUAGAGCCGCCUGCGGGGCGGCGAGGGCAGAGCCGGGCGCACGAUGGCCGCGGCGCGGCGGCGGCUCCUCUGGGCGCUCCUCCCGCCCCUCUUCGCCCUCUGCCCGGCGCAGACGGAGCCCCCCGGCUCCCUGGGGCUCAGCCUCCACCCGCCUUAUUUCAACCUGGCCGAGACGGCCGGCAUCUGGGCCACGGCCACCUGCGGGGAGAAGGAGGAGGAAGAAGAGGAGGAGGAGGAGGCGGGUGGUGGUGGUGGUGGUGGUGGCGGCGGGCGGCCGGAGCUGUACUGCAAGCUGGUGGGGGGCCCCGCCGCCGCCCCGCUGGGCCGUGCCAUCCAGGGACAAUUUUGUGAUUAUUGCAAUGCUGCUGAUCCCAGAAAAGCUCACCCCAUAACUAAUGCGAUUGAUGGAACGGAGCGUUGGUGGCAAAGUCCUCCUCUGUCUAUGGGUUUAAAAUACAACGAAGUCAAUGUCACUUUAGAUCUGGGACAGCUUUUCCAUGUCGCCUAUAUCCUUAUCAAGUUUGCAAAUUCUCCUCGUCCAGAUCUCUGGAUCUUAGAAAGAUCAGUGGACUUUGGAAAAACUUACACUCCCUGGCAAUAUUUUGCUCACUCCAAAGCAGAUUGUUUGGAACGCUUUGGAAAGGAAGCUAAUGUUCCUGUGAGGAGGGACAACGAUGUCAUUUGCACUACAGAGUAUUCUCGCAUUGUGCCUCUUGAAAAUGGGGAGAUUGUAGUAUCUUUGGUAAAUGGCCGCCCAGGAGCAAAAAACUUCACUUAUUCACCUAGUCUUCGAGAAUUCACAAAAGCAACAAACAUCCGCCUUCAUUUUCUCAGAACUAAUACACUUCUGGGACACUUGAUAUCAAAAGCUCAACGAGACCCUACUGUAACCCGUAGAUAUUACUACAGUAUAAAGGACAUCAGUGUUGGUGGUCGAUGUGUUUGCCAUGGCCAUGCUGAAGUAUGUAACGCAAAAAGUGCUGAGGACCAAUACCAGUUUCAGUGUGAAUGUCAGCAUAACACUUGUGGGGAAACCUGUGACCGCUGCUGUCCUGGAUAUAAUCAAAAACAGUGGCAACCUGCAACAGCUGGGAACACAAAUAUAUGUGAACCCUGCAAUUGCUAUGGGCAUGCCACUGACUGCUACUAUGAUGCUGAUGUUGAUCGGCGUCGAGAAAGCUUAAACAUUCACGGGCAUUAUGAAGGUGGAGGAGUCUGCAUUAACUGCCAGCAUAAUACAGCUGGUAUUAACUGUGAGAAGUGUGCAAAAGGUUAUUACCGUCCAUAUGGUGUUCCAGCAAGUGCUCCUGAUGGCUGUAUACCCUGCAGCUGUAACUCAGAGCACGCAGAGGGCUGUGAAGAAGGGUCUGGCCGCUGUUUCUGUAAGCAGAAUUUCCAGGGAGAAAACUGUGAACGCUGUGCUGAUGGUUUCUAUAGUUUUCCAUUUUGUAUCCGUAUUCCUGUAUAUCCUUCUCCAAAUCCAAGCGAUGCUAUAGCUGGUGACAUAAUAGAAGGUGGCUGCAAACCAGGGUAUUUUGGCCCCCAGUGUCUGCCGUGUGAGUGUAACUCAGCGGGUACCCGUCCUGAAGUCUGUGAUUUUCGUGGAAGGUGUCUUUGUCGCUCAGGGGUACGUGGACUUCAGUGUGACAGCUGUCAGCCUGGCCACCACUCUUUCCCUGUCUGUGAAGAAUGCAAUUGUGAUUCAGUUGGCUCAGUGGACAGUAUGUGUGGUCCCAGAGGACAGUGUCUGUGCCACAGGAACUUUGCUGGAUUUAAAUGCAACCAGUGUGCUCCAGGUUAUUACAGCUAUCCCAGCUGCUUGCCUUGUCAGUGCUCUCCUCUUGGUUCCCAGCACAACACAUGUGAGCCAACAGCAGGGCAGUGUGAGUGUCAACCAGGUGUUAUGGGGAGACAGUGUGACAGAUGCCUUUCUGCAGCCUACAGUUUCCCCUACUGUGAAGGAAUCAACAGUGAAUGUGACCCUUCAGGUAGUGUUGGUUCUCAUUCUGGCUAUUGUCAAUGUCUUCAGCACGUUGAAGGUCCUACAUGUAGUAAAUGCAAACACUUGUACUGGAACCUGGCCAAAGAAAACCUUGAAGGAUGUACAGCAUGCCAUUGUGAUGUGAGUGGAACGCUAAGUGGAGUUGGAGAAUGUCGACAGGAAAAUGGACAUUGUUACUGCAAAUCCAAUGUUUGUGGAGAUUCCUGUGACACUUGUGAAGCUGGUUAUUAUGCUCUUGAAAACAAUAAUUAUUUUGGCUGCCAAGGCUGUCAGUGUGAUGUUGGAGGAUCCAUCAGUUCUGCGUGUGCUGAGCCCUUGGGUGCCUGCCAGUGCAGAGAGCACGUUGUGGGGAUGACCUGUCAGGAGCCUGAACAAAACUAUUUUUUCCCUGAUCUGCACCACAUGAAGUUUGAGAUUGAAGAUGGAACUACCAUCCAGGGAAGGGGAAUUCGGUUUGGCUAUGAUCCUCAGGAAUUUCCUAACUUCAGUUGGAGAGGAUAUGCCCAGAUGUCUUCUAUACAAAAUGAAGUGAGGAUAACUUUGAAUGUGGAAAAAUCAAACCACUACUUAUUUCGCAUUAUCCUGAGAUACAUUAACCCUGGAGGGGAAUCGCUACCUGGCCGCAUAUCUGCUUCUCAAUCUCGGCCUGGAACAGGGGCUGCCCAGAGCAACGAAUUUGUCUUCCCACCCAGCAAGGAGCCAGCUUUUGUCACAAUCCCAGGAAAAAGCUCCACAGAAUCUUUCUCAUUGGUUCCAGGAAUGUGGAUUGUCAGUAUAAUGGCAGAGGAAGUCCUCUUGGAUUAUAUGGUGCUGUUACCUAGUGAUUAUUAUGAAGCAUCCAUCUUGCAGAUACAAGUUACGGAGCCUUGCACCUAUCCUGGACGUGUUUCAACAGAGAACUGCUUGCUCUAUCAGCAUUUGCCACUGGGCAGAUUUUCCUGUGUCCUCGGUUCAGAGGUAGCAUAUUACAGACGUGGGGGAGAAUACAGAAGAAUACCUGUUCGGCAGCCAACUCCUGAUCAACCAGUGAUGUCCCAUAUCAGUGGAAGAGAGGUCAAUUUACAGAUGACCAUAAAUGUUCCUCAAAUUGGUCGCUAUGUUCUUGUUUUUGAAUAUGCCAAUGAAGAUGACCAGUUAUACACUGCUGAGGUAAAAAUAAAUAGCCCAGGACCUGUCACAGAAGGCCAAGUAAGAAUAUACAGUUGCAAAUACAGUUUCCUUUGUCGCAGUGUUGUUGUGGAUGACAGAAAUCGUAUUGCAGCCUAUGAUCUUCUAGCAGAUACAAAGAUACAGCUUAAGGCAUCAUCAAUUAAUUUUCUUCUGCACAAGAUUUGUAUUAUAUCAGCUGAAGAAUUUUCUCCAGAAUAUGUGAAUCCUAAAGUACAUUGCAUAGCCGUUUACAGGAGUACCCAUGAUGGAAGCGUAACAUGCAUUCCAUCAGUGUAUGAUACUCCACCAGCGGCUUUGGUUUUGGAUGCAUUCAGGGAUGGGAAAAUUUCUGAAGUACAGAGAAAUAUACUCCAUGAUCCACUGAAUGCCCCUUUACCUUCUGACUCAGUUAACAAAGUCAUCCUGACAUCAUCGCAGAACCAGAUUACCAUGAGUGGCAGAGUGCCCCACCUGGGCAGAUACGUAUUUGUGCUACAUUUUUAUCAGCCAGCACAUCCAACGUUCCCUGUGCAGGUGCAUGUGAAUGCAGGACGUGUGUGGUCAGGUUCCAUCAAUGCUUCAUUCUGCCCUCAUACUUCUGGAUGUCGGGAUCAGGUGAUUGUAGAAAACCAAAUUGAGCUUGACAUUUCUGAACCUGAAGUCUCUGUUACAGUCAUUAUACCUGACGGAAGAAUGCUGGUUUUGGAAAAUGUCUUAGUUGUUCCAGCAGACAACUACAGUUACAAAAUUCUUGACAAAAAGACUGUGGACAAGUCAUUUGAUUUUAUCAACCAAUGUGGAGGAAACAGUUUUUAUAUUGACCCAGAAAGAUCAUCAGCCUUCUGUAAGGAUUCUGCAAGGUCACUAGUGGCUUUCUACAACAACGGAGCAGUGCCAUGUAAUUGCCAUAGGGAAGGUGCCAUGAGCCCCACUUGCAGCCCCCUGGGAGGGCAGUGUAUGUGCAGACCUAAUGUCAUCGGUCGUCAGUGCAGCAGAUGCCAAACUGGCUACUAUGGAUUUCCAUUCUGCAAGCUGUGCAACUGUGGGCAGCGUCUUUGUGAUGACAUAACUGGUAAAUGCAUUUGCCCUCCUCGAACUGUGAAACCAAAAUGCGAAGUGUGUGAGAAACAUUACUUCAGCUAUCACCCUCUCGCUGGCUGUGAGAGCUGCAACUGUUCAGAAAGAGGCAUUAUUAAUGCGGCAAGCCCAGACUGUGAAAAAAACAACGGGCAAUGCAAAUGCAAACCAGGAAUAAAAGGACGGCGGUGUGAUCAGUGUGCUCCAGGUACUUACGGUUUCCCAAACUGCGUGCCAUGUAAUUGUAACAGAGAUGGAACAGAACCAGAUAUUUGUGAUCCCCAUACAGGAAUUUGCCUCUGCAAGGAGAAUGUAGAAGGUGCAGAUUGCAGUGUUUGCCGACCAGGAUCAUUUUAUCUGGACCCUUCUAAUCCCAAGGGAUGCACCACUUGCUUUUGUUUUGGGGCAACCAGCAACUGUCGCAGCACAAAUCGUCGUAGAACCAAGUUUGUGGACAUGAGGAACUGGCGCUUGGAGGCAAUGGAUGGAAAUAUUGAUAUUCCAGUCACUUUCAAUCCAGUCAGUAAUAGUGUAGUGGCUGAUGUUCAAGAAUUGCCUACUUCAGUGCAUAGUUUGUACUGGAAAGCACCACCAUCUUACCUGGGAGAGAAGCUUUCUUCAUAUGGUGGCUUCUUAAGUUACCAAGUGAAAUCUUUUGGCUUGCCUAGUGAAGGCAUGGUUCUACUGGAUAAGAAACCUGAUAUACAACUAACAGGCCAGCAAAUGAAAGUUGUUUAUAUGGAUCCUAACAAUCCACUGCCUGACCGUCAAUAUUAUGGCCGUGUGCAGUUAGUUGAGGGAAACUUCAGACAUGCCAGCAGCAAUAACCGGGUAUCCAGGGAAGAACUGAUGAUAAUCCUGUCUAGACUAGAUGGUUUACACAUCAGAGGCCUCUACUUCACGGAGACUCAACGAUUAACCCUUGGUGAGGUUGGGCUGGAAGUAACCACCAGCACAGGAAGUGGCAGCAUUGCAUACAAUGUAGAGACAUGCUCCUGCCCUCCAGAGUAUUCCGGUGACUCAUGUCAGGAAUGUGGCCUUGGAUUUUAUCGUGAGAAUAAAGGAGUAUUUACUGGACGCUGUGUCCCCUGCAACUGCAAUGGAAAUUCAAAUAGGUGCCAGGAUGGUACUGGAAAAUGUUUUAACUGCCAGUAUAAUACUGCUGGGGAAAAAUGUGAACGCUGUAAAGAUGGUUAUUUUGGAGAUGCCACUCAGGGUUCCUGUCGGAUAUGUCCUUGCCCUUACUCAAACAGAUUUGCAACUGGCUGCGUGGCAAAUGGUGAGGAAAUUCAGUGUCUCUGCAAAGAAGGCUAUACUGGAGUUCACUGUGAACGUUGUGCUCCAGGAUAUUUUGGAAAUCCACAAAAGUACGGAGGCUACUGUCAGAAAUGUAGUUGUAAUAAUAAUGGACAGCUGGCUAGCUGUGACCGCCUGACUGGAGAAUGUUUUAACAAUGAACCAAAAGAUGUGGAUCCCAAUGAAGAUUGUGACUCUUGCGAUAGCUGUGUAAUUACAUUGCUGAAGGAUUUGAGCACAAUAGGUGAUGAACUUCAGCUGAUUAAGUCUCAGCUGCAGAAUGUCCGUGCAGAUACCAACACACUGGAGCAAAUGAGACGUUUGGAAAUACGCAUCAAAGACUUAAAGGUCUUAUUGAACAAUUACCGUUCUGUUGUUCGUAAUCAGGGUUCAAAGGCAGAUGAAUUGGAGAAAGAAUUCAGUAAACUAAAUCAUGACAUCAAUGCUCUCCAGGAAAAGGCUGAAGUGAACUAUAAAGCAGCUGAGAUGCUGUUUAAUAAUUUUGGCCAAACUCAUCAGAAAGGGAAGGAUUUGGUUUCAAGAAUACAAAUAGUUGUCAAUAAUAUACAAGUGCUUUUGGAACAAAUAGCUGGUACAAAUGCAGAGGGUAACAAUUUGCCCUUGGGUGAUGCUGCCAAAGAACUGGCUGAAGCUCAACAAAUGAUGACAGAGAUGCGAAACCGCAACUUUAGCCAACUGCAAGCAGAUGCAGUGAAGGAGAGAAAGGAAGCUCAGCUAUUACUGGAGCGUGUCAAGAAUGAACUACAAAAGUACCACCAAGAAAAUCAUGGGCUUAUUAAAAGUGUGAGGGAUUCAUUGAAUGAAUUUGAAUCCAAACUCACUGACCUUCGUGAAGCUCUGAAUGAGGCGACAGCACAAACCAAACAAGCUGAAAACUUGAACAGUGAAAAUGGAGUUCUACUGGAAGAUAUUAAGAAACGGAUCGAGGAGACAAAUGAACAACAGAACAGUGUCUUGAAUAUUUUGAGCUCUGCCCGAUCUUCCUUGACUCAAGCUAAUAGUAUGCUGGGAUUAUUGCAGAAAAGCAAAGAGGAAUAUGAAACCCUGGCUGCUCAGCUUGAUGGAGCAAGGAAGGAUAUGAAUGGAAAGCUGACAAAUAGCUCCUUAUCAGCAAGCAAAGAACCUUUGGUGGUGAGAGCUGAGGAACAUGCCAAAUCUUUGCAAGACUUGGCAAAACAACUGGAAGAAAUAAAGAACAAUGCCAGGAAGGAUGAGUUGGUAAGCUGUGCUGUGGAAGCUUCUACUGCCUAUGACAAUAUUAUUAAUGCCAUCAAAGCAGCAGAAGAAGCAGCCAAUAAAGCUGGGACUGCAGCUGACUCAGCUUUAUCAACUGUGAAGAGAGAAGACCUGUCAGGAAAAGCUGCUAAGUUAAAAGCUGAGAGCAGUACACUGUUGAAUCAAGCACGGGAGACCGAAGGGAAAUUAAAAGCUAUUGGCCCAACGCUUGAAGACAUGACACAAAGGCUUGGUGUUGCUGAUGGAAAGAAGAAUACACUACAAAUUGAUCUCAUUGCUCUUCAGAAUGAUCUCAAUGGGAUAAACAGAGAUGACAUCGGCGACAUCAUCACUAGUGCAAAGGACAUGGUAAAAAAUGCCAAGGAUGUCACAACUAAUGUAUUGAGUGAACUGCUCCCAAUUAAAACAGAUGUGGAAAAAAUCAAGACUACUUACGGAAGCACACAGAGUGCUGACUUCAGUAAAGCACUGACAGAGGCAAACAAUUCAGUUAAAAAAUUGACAAACCAGCUUCCAGAUCUGUUCAGCAAGAUUGAGAGCAUCAACCAACAACUAAUGCCAAUAAGCAACAUCUCUGAGAAUGUCAACCGCAUAAGAGAACUGAUUCAGCAGGCAAGAGAUGCUGCAAAUAAGGUUGCGAUUCCUAUGAGGUUCAAUGGCAGCUCCGGUGUAGAGGUUCGACCUCCAAGCAACCUUGAAGACUUGAAAGCCUAUACUUCACUUUCUUUCUUUCUCCAAAGACCUCAGAAGAGAUCAGACAUGCCUCAGAGGGCAUCAGAUAGGUUUGUCCUGUACCUGGGUAAUAAAGAUGCUUCCAAGGACUACAUUGGUAUGGCUGUAAAAAAUGGUCACCUUACUUGUGUCUAUAACCUGGGAGACUAUGAAGCAGAAAUAGCUGUGCAGCCACUGGUGAUUGAAAGCAACACUGAGGAAGCCAUCAUGGAUCAAGUUAAGCUUCAAAGGAUCUACCAGUACGUAAAGCUGAAUUACGUCAAAGCAGCAACAUCAGCUUCUUCAAAGAAUGAAGGACCUGUGACUAUGAGCAGUGAAGGCAUAGACACUCUCCUAGAUCUUGAUCCCAGCAGUGUUGUCUUUUAUGUUGGAGGAUACCCACCAGAUUUUAGGCCUCCACGUAGUCUGGACUAUCCUCAUUAUGAAGGCUGCAUUGAAUUAGAUAACCUAAAUGAAAAUAUUAUCAGCCUUUACAACUUCAAGAGGACAUUUAAUCUCAAUACCACUGAAGUGCAACCCUGCAGAAGAUACAAAGAAGAGUCUGACCAAAACUACUUUGAAGGCACUGGUUAUGCCAGUGUCACAUAUAAAGAAGCAAAUGCAAAUGUGCGAAUACGUUAUGAGCAGACGAUUCAGACUACUGCAGAUGAAGGCAUAAUAUUUUUUGCAGCAAAUGAGGAUCAGUUCAUCAGUGUGCUCAUUAAAGAUGGCCAUCCAGUUUUUAGAUACAAAAUUGGUUCUGAGCCUCCAAAACAAAUAGAACACAAUUCAACUUUAAAUGAUGGAACAUAUAAACAAAUUCACAUAUUUGUUGCCCGAAGCAGCAAUGUCGUGCGUGUCAACAAUAAUAUUACAGCCAACAUAAAAGUCUUCAGUUUCACUAAGUACUAUCUAGGCGGAAUUCCGUCUUCUCUGCGGAAACAAUUUAAUAUAACCACACCUCCAUUCCGGGGCUGCAUGAAGAAUGUGAAAAACUCUAAGACUGCAUCUGUUGUUUUUGAUGAGACCGUUGGUGUCAGCAAGAAAUGUUCAGAUGACUGGAAGCUCAUCAGAUCUGCAUCUUUCUCCAAGAAGGGCACACUGAGCCUGAGUGCAGAGGGUUUCCCAUUUCCCCAAGAUUUCCAAGUUGGCUUUGGCUUCCGCACGAUGGCAUCGACUGGAACACUCUUAAAUUACAAUCUAAGGCCUGAUAUUCUUACCAUCUUUCUGAGUCCUGGCUUUGUAUUUGCAAAGAUGGGAGAGAAGGAACUCUCUCUAAACAAGACAUAUGAAGAUGGGUUAAUGCAUUAUGUGACAGUAAGAAGAAGAGACAACAGAGUAAGUCUACUGGUUGAUGAUAAGCCCACAUCGAUAUUGGUUGACUCUUCAAGAUCACAGAUAACAAUGCAGCCUAUAAUAUUUGGUGGAGGUGAUUUUGAAGGCUGCAUCUCAAACAUCUUUAUAGAAAGGACAGGUCAGUACCCCGAGGUUCAAAAUCUCACUGACCAUACUGAAAAGAGUGGUGUAUCCCUUGGACCUUGCCACCAACAUGAGAACCUUGAACCAAUGCUGCUGAAAGAAUUCAAAAAUCCUCUCAGGUUUAAGAUGCUCAAGAAUGAAAAAUACGUUGAUCAUUUGACAGAUUAUAACGUGCAGCAUGACCAGCAAAACCACACUUUAUCAACUUGGUUAAAUGCCAACAGUGAAGCGUAUCUCCUUGGAAACACCCCCAACAGUUUUAUAUCCUACACGUUUUCUCCACCUUCGCCUACAGACAGGUUACAUUUUUCUGUAGAUAUACGGACUCGAUCAUCAAGAGGAUUAAUAAUUUUCAUGGAGGAAACAUCUGAGAAUUCUUAUAUAUCUCUCCACAUUUCAAAAGGACAUUUUGUCUUUUCACUUAGUUCUGGAGGAAAACGAUUCAAACUCAAAACCAGUACUAAAUACAAUGAUGGGCAAUGGCACAAUGUGGUCUUCAGCAGAGAUGGGAAGAAUGUACUCCUUGUUGUUGAUGGUCUAGCGGCCCAGCACGGAAGACUAGCAAGAAAUUCCCCUGUCAGCAUUAAGCCACCAAUCUAUCUGGGAGGCCUGCCAUCACUGAAAAGACAGAGUAUACCAGUGAAGAGUUUCAAGGGUUGCCUGAGGAAUUUUAAGAUGAACGGAAAAAUCAUGAAUGCACCUCAGCAAAAAAAUGGUGUGCUUCCGUGUCUGGAUAUUCCCAUGGAGAAGGGGAUCUAUUUCUUUAAGGAAGGAGGAUAUAUUGCCAUUGACAAUUUGCGAAUGGGCUUGGAUUUUAGGAUUGUAUUUACCAUUCGGCCAAGGAGUUCAACAGGUGUAUUACUCCAUUCUGGAAACAAGCCGGACAAUUACUUGACUGUUUACAUGGAAGAAGGAAAAAUCAUUGCUGCUGGAAAUAGUGGUGCUGGAGAAUUCCAGACAACAGUCACAUCCAGGCAAUCUCUGUAUAAUGGACAGUGGCAUACAAUUGCAGUCUCUCAGAAGGGGAAUGCUGUGCAGCUAGAUGUAGGCACACAGAGUAACUAUACCACUGGACACCCACCCUUUUCUCCUAGACGCCUGCAUCAGCCACUCUACUUUGGCAAAAUUCCAGCAAAUUUGGACACACCGUGGCUUCCAGUUAAAGACUCAUUUUUUGGCUGUCUUCGGAAUAUUAACAUCAACAACAAACCUGUAUCCACCAGGAGAAUCUCAGAGGUUCAUGGUGGAGUGAGUUUGCAUGGCUGCCCAGCUACGUAACUGUGCUGUUGCAGUAUUUGUACACUCAUCAGGUGAGACCUACUGAAGAACUCCGUGAAUUCAUGCAGCGUGAGUUCCACUUCUGCUGAUCGCUGGCUCACUGUCAUCAGGCUGGUUAUUCACAAGAGCUGGUGAGCAAAUGCAUCCUCUGGAUGCGGACUGCGCCAAAGCAAACUUAAAGUAUGGACUUUGAUAAACUCCCUAUUAAAUGUUAUUGAUUUCCAAGGUAAUCCAUUGUGUCUUCUGAAAUAUAUGCAGAAAAUAUAAUUGUAUAUACCCUACUGGGCCAAAUUCUGCUCUCACCCACAACAGCAUGGAACUAAGUUACUCUGGUGACUUAAGUUCAGAAAUUUGCCUUAAUGCUGGUCAUCUUGAGAGCAAAUUUGAUCCACUAAUAUAAAGAAUUAUAUAAAAACUAUAAAUAUCUUUGGACUGAUGAACAGAAUGUUUAUACAGAAAUGUACAUUAAUGUUAAAAGUAAUAAUAAUAUAAAUGGAGUUUGAAGCACUUUAAGGAGUGAAACUCUGGGAGUUUGUUACAAUGCGAGGAAUUCUGGGGCCAAAUAAAUACAGUAUGUUUUUAAAACCA
This is a messenger RNA of Anas platyrhynchos (mallard), 10838 nucleotides long. It is a transcript of the gene LAMA3, whose product is annotated as laminin subunit alpha 3. Lineage: Eukaryota; Metazoa; Chordata; Aves; Anseriformes; Anatidae. Gene Ontology annotation, biological process: regulation of embryonic development; cell adhesion; animal organ morphogenesis. The record is from RefSeq and is a predicted model, not a curated record. Gene Ontology annotation, molecular function: signaling receptor binding.